AUGGCGCUGCCGUGCGUGGAUGUGGCCUCGCUACCAGAGCUGGGCGACGAACCGGGCGACACGCUUGGCCUGCAGGAGGAGCUGAGCGCUGUCCUGGACGCAGCUUUUGGGCCGGAGGGCUUGGGGCUGAUCUGCGUCACUGGCGGGGAGGACUUCCAGCAGCGGGUGCGGCAGCUGCGGGCGGAUCUGCUGCCGCUGGGUUUCGCCCUGGGGAAGCUGUCCCCUGAAGCACAGGAUGCGAUCCGUGAGAGGGGCACGCUGAACGUGAACAACUUCUCCAGAGGCGUGGACGGGAACCGCACUGGGUUCUACUUCCACCCCUCCUUGGACAAUCCCGCGGAGUGCCUUCCAAAAGACCUGGUGCCGGAGCCUACCUUCUACGCGCCCAGCUUGUGGCCAGAGGAGCUCCCGGAGCUGCGGCGCCGGGCCCGCGAGGCCUGCCCCUGGCUGGUGCGCACCGCCCGGCGCCUGGCGGCGGCGGUGGACGCCCGCUGCGCCCAGAUGCUGCCGGGCUAUCGCCCCGGCACCUUGCUGCGGCUCAUCGGCCCGCCAGAGAGCUGCAACCACAAGUGCCGCCUCAUCUGCUACCACGACUUUGAGACGGCGGAGCAGAGGGCCAAGGCCAAAGGAAUGUGGGCACCUCCCCACAAGGACACGGGGCUGCUCACAGCUUUGGUGCCCAGCGUCUUCCAGUCCCUCGACGGUUCGGAGCCGAGCCCGGACCAGGAAGUGGGGCUCUACGUGCGGGACAGGAAGGGUGCCAUUACCCAGAUCAAGAAGCCAGACGUGGGGGAAUGUCUCUUCUUCCAGGUGGGCGAGGCGCUUCAAAUCGUGUCCGGCGGCCUCUACCAUGCCACAGAGCAUUGCGUGCGAGGCCCGCCCGCGCACUGCAGAGGAUACGAGCGCGCGACGCUGGCGGUGUUUCUGCAGCCCCAUGCGCAUGAGGAGCUCCCACUCCCGGAGGGCAUGGCGAUGCGCGAGGUGGCCGAGCGGGCCUACGACGGCCUCUUCAGGAUGUUCCUCCUGUACCAGCCGCCGGAAAGCAGGGCCAUCAACUUCCUGCACUUCUGUCAGCGUGAGGGGUUUUAG
Effrenium voratum is the source of this 1089-nucleotide messenger RNA. Lineage: Eukaryota; Dinophyceae; Suessiales; Symbiodiniaceae. The record is from the annotation of a GenBank genome assembly.